This is a messenger RNA of Gastrolobium bilobum, 1308 nucleotides long. RefSeq names its product inactive protein RESTRICTED TEV MOVEMENT 2-like. The coding region runs from base 1 to 1308 and encodes 435 amino acids. NCBI's taxonomy places the organism in Eukaryota, Viridiplantae, Streptophyta, Magnoliopsida, Fabales, Fabaceae. The record is from RefSeq and is a predicted model, not a curated record. Gene Ontology annotation, biological process: response to hydrogen peroxide; response to salt stress; protein complex oligomerization. The transcript is spliced from 2 exons.
AUGGCUUAUAGGCCAAGAACAUCAGCUUUCCGGCCACAACUUUCAGUUCGUCGUGUGUAUGAGACUUUGCAGCCUACGUCAGAGAUGAAAGAAAUCCCUGAAGCUUACCUUCUGAAUAUUUAUCUUCCAGGUUUCACAAAGGAUGUUAUAAAGAUUACAUAUGAGCAUUCUUCAGGAAUGAUAAGGAUUACAGGAGAAAGACAGAUUAGAGGUAAUAGAUGGAGCAGAUUUGACCAAACAUAUCCUUUUCCUGAAAAUAGUGAGGCAGAGAAAGUUGAAGCCAAGUUUGAACUUGGAACCCUCGUUCUCACAAUGCCAAAGAAGUUCGUUUCACAAGUAGCUCCUAAACCAGAAGUGCAAACAUCCCAAGAUAUAAGUCCAAGUCCUUCAGAGAAAGCUAUAGCUGAAGGAAAGCCAGAGAAAACACAAGAUACCAUUCCACCCCAAUCUCAAGAGACCCAAGAAGUUGAAGAAACAAGUGAAGACAAGAAAAGUGCUUCACUACCAAGCACUUUAAAAGGCCCUGAUGAAUUUAAGGCACAAAAGACUACUCAAGAAGACACAUCAUCUCAAAAACCUGUUGAAAGCCAAAUGGUAGAAGAUGAGAAGGCAUUGAAAGCUUUUAUCCCUCCAGAACCAAUUAGGGAUCAUAGCCCUCAAAAGGGUAAAGAGGAAGUUGCUGAAAAACCUAUAGUAACAAGUGAGCCUCAAACGGGUAAAGAGGAAUUUGAGCCAAAACCAACACCAACAAUAGCAACCAAAAUCCAAACAGAUGAAAAUAUUCCAAAGGGUGAAGAGGAAGCUGAGCCAAAACCAACAUUAACAACAGUUACCAGAGACCCAAAAGAAGAAGAUAAGCCUCAAGAGGAAGCCAGAAUAGCAACAGUUGAAAAGCAAUUAGAGGAAAAGACAGUGGGAAAAAGUGACGAAGAUGCUCAGAAGGAAAGAAUCUCAAAGAAAGGAGUUAAAGAGAAAGAUAAGGAGAAGGGUGGUUUUAAAGAGAAAAAAACCAGGACAAGAAAAUUGACACCUGAGGAAGCAGAACCUUCUGCUCCAAAAGUUCCAGAGAAGGAAAAAGAAUCUAGCAACAGAACAGUUCUCAACCAGCAAGGGAAGAGAGAAGAGGAUAUAAUUGACACUGUAAGGAAUGGAAUCACAGAUUUGGCAGUUUGUGCUUCCCAGGUUGUCACAAGAAUAGCAGAAGGGAAAUGGAAUCAUGCAGAGAAACAUUUAGCUGUGAAUAUAGGUGCUGCAGUUCUAGUGAUUGCUGCUUUGGGAGCUUAUGUAUCCCAUAGGUUUACCUCUUGA